This is a messenger RNA of Suncus etruscus (white-toothed pygmy shrew), 4015 nucleotides long. RefSeq names its product tripartite motif containing 23 (gene TRIM23). Lineage: Eukaryota; Metazoa; Chordata; Mammalia; Eulipotyphla; Soricidae. The transcript has 11 exons. Gene Ontology annotation, biological process: intracellular protein transport; vesicle-mediated transport. The coding region runs from base 44 to 1771 and encodes 575 amino acids. The record is from RefSeq and is a predicted model, not a curated record. Gene Ontology annotation, cellular component: plasma membrane; lysosomal membrane; cytoplasm. Gene Ontology annotation, molecular function: GTP binding; zinc ion binding; GTPase activity.
AGCAGGCCGUGACGGCUCCACCGGCGGCGCGGGUCCUCUGAGGAUGGCCGCCCUGCUGUUAGUAAACAAGCCUGGAGCGGGCCUGGACUGCGGCCGGCAGGGCAGCCGCACUGCCGCGGUGGUGAAGGUGUUGGAGUGCGGAGUCUGUGAAGAUGUGUUUUCUUUGCAAGGUGACAAAGUUCCACGCCUUCUGCUUUGUGGCCACACAGUUUGUCAUGAUUGUCUCACUCGUCUGCCACUUCAUGGAAGAGCAAUUCGUUGCCCUUUUGACCGACAAGUAACAGAUUUAGGAGACUCAGGUGUUUGGGGAUUGAAAAAAAAUUUUGCUUUACUGGAGCUUUUAGAACGACUACAGAAUGGACAUACUGGUCAGUAUGGACCUGCAGAAGAAGCCAUUGGACUAUCCGGAGAGAGUAUCGUUCGUUGUGAUGAAGAUGAAUCUCAUGUUGCAUCUGUAUAUUGCACAGUAUGUGCCACUCACUUGUGCUCAGAGUGUUCCCAAGUUACUCACUCUACAAAGACAUUAGCAAAGCACAGGAGGGUGCCACUAGCUGAUAAGCCUCAUGAGAAAACCAUGUGCUCUCAGCAUCAGGUGCAUGCCAUUGAGUUUGUUUGCUUGGAAGAAGGCUGUCAGUCUGGUCCACUUAUGUGCUGUGUCUGCAAAGAAUAUGGAAAACACCAAGGUCACAAGCAUUCAGUUUUGGAACCAGAAGCUAACCAGAUCCGAGCAUCAAUUUUAGAUAUGGCUCACUGCAUACGAACCUUUACUGAAGAAAUCUCUGAUUAUUCCAGAAAAUUAGUUGGUAUUGUUCAACACAUUGAAGGAGGUGAACAAAUAGUAGAAGAUGGAAUUGGAAUGGCUCACACAGAACAUGUUCCAGGUACUGCAGAGAAUGCCAGAUCAUGUGUCCGAGCUUAUUUUUCUGAUCUGCAUGAAACUCUUUGUCGUCAAGAAGAAAUGGCACUAAGUGUUGUGGAUGCUCAUGUUCGAGAAAAACUGAUUUGGCUUCGGCAGCAACAAGAAGACAUGACUAUUUUGUUGUCCCAGGUUUCUACAGCAUGUCUCCAUUGUGAAAAGACUUUGCAGCAGGAUGAUUGCAGAGUUGUCUUGGCAAAACAAGAAAUUACAAGGUUACUAGAAACAUUGCAAAAACAGCAGCAGCAGUUUACAGACGUUGCAGAUCAUAUUCAAUUAGAUGCUAGUAUACCUGUAACUUUUACAAAGGACAAUAGAGUUCAUAUUGGACCAAAAAUGGAAAUUCGAGUUGUUACAUUAGGAUUAGAUGGUGCUGGAAAAACUACUAUUUUAUUUAAGUUAAAACAAGAUGAGUUUAUGCAGCCUAUUCCAACUAUUGGUUUUAAUGUGGAAACUGUAGAAUAUAAAAAUCUAAAGUUCACUAUUUGGGAUGUUGGUGGAAAACACAAAUUAAGACCAUUGUGGAAACAUUAUUACCUUAAUACCCAAGCUGUCAUAUUUGUUGUUGAUAGCAGUCAUAGAGACAGAGUUGGUGAAGCACACAGUGAACUUGCAAAAUUGUUAACAGAAAAAGAACUUCGCGAUGCUUUGCUCCUGAUUUUUGCCAAUAAACAGGAUGUUGCUGGAGCUCUGUCAGUAGAAGAAAUCACUGAACUCCUUAGUCUCCAUAAACUGUGCUGUGGCCGUAGCUGGUAUAUUCAGGGCUGUGAUGCUCGAAGUGGUACAGGACUAUAUGAAGGACUGGACUGGCUCUCCCGGCACCUUGUGGCUGCAGGAGUGUUGGAUGUGGCUUGAUUUUAAGUGCAGCACUUGUUUAAAUCUAUGGUUAAGAAUUAUUUUGCACACAUGCUGUAAGGAAGUUUGCAUCUCAAAAAUAGUUGAGGAUGUACGAAAGGCAUUUUGGACUGGAAGUUUAGUACAAUGAAUGUGGUUUUAAAAAAAUGAUUUGGUAGCGAAAUUUUAAGUAUCUUGAGUUAAAUUCAGGGAGUGCCUGAAUAUGCUUUUUUCAAAAUAUGCAUUUAUUACUUAAAUUUAAAUUUUAUGUGACUCAUAGAUUGGAAAAGUAGUCACAGAGAACUGAUAAGUGAAGGCUAAUUCUGAGAAUGAAGGAACAGCCAAUUGAGUGCCUAAUGGAAUUCCUGUGUUAGCAGGUAGAGCUAGUGCUCUCACUUGCCUUUUCACUGAACUUCAGCAGUAUUUGAAUAGUUGCAAAAAUCGUGACUUCAUGAAUCCAAACUUCAUCUUUGAGUAACAAGAUUAUUUUACUUUUAUGUUGAGUGUAACAGUACCUUUAUGGGUAAGAUAAUAAGCUAAAGAUAACUUAAUAUUUUUAUAGUGUUUUAUUAAGAUUUUCUCUCUAAAACAUUUUGUAAACAAACCCAGUGUGUCAGAAUGAAAUGUUAUUUAAGUAGUUUUGAUUGUCAGAUUAGUAAAAAAACUGAAGAACAAUUAAUAAUAAAACUGUGAAAGUCAAGUUAUAUUCUAGUUUUACCUUAACUUCUAAAAGACCCAUUUCGAUGGUAGAAUCUUGUUAUAUAUUUUCCCAAAAGUGGUCCUUCUACUUUUCAAUAUAUUUAAAGAUAAUAAUUUUUAAAAUUGUUACAUCUUUAGUGGGAAUGAAUAUAAGAAAAGUAUGUGCUAAAGUACACAUAGAACCAGGAUUGGCUUUAUAUAAAAGUACAGAUCUAAGAAAACUACUAAGAGAAGUCACUUAAAUAAUGUGUUAUAUCACUUAUAUCAGUCUCAAAAUUAGUAUAUUUUUUUGAUAAAUGUAUCAAGAGGCCAUAGUAAUACUACAGUGGGUGGGAUGUUUGCUUUCCAGUUUUAAUUAUCCCACAUCCCAUAUGGUCCCUGCAGUCUUCCAGAAGUUAUUCCUGAAGACAGAGCCAGGAGUAAGCCCUCACAUUCAUCCGCAAGUGUGGCCCAAAAGCAAAUAAACAGAUAAAUGUAUUCAAGAUAUCUUCUUGAAAAGUUAAAAAGAGUGUGUCUAAGGAAAGAAGAAACAAAAGUUCAUGUCAUGUUUAUUAUACAGUGUUUUAGGAAUUUAAGAAUGUGCUAUUUACUGUGUUCCAUUUUUCAUAUGUAAGUGGUUGUUUGGGUUCACAUCUGGCACACCCACACUCUGGGGUCCCUACUGCCAGUGGUCAGGGACUAUGCAGUGUUGGGACUGAACCCUGGUCUCCCCUCCCAUAUGCAAAGCAUGCACUAAGCCCUUUGAGCUCUCUACAACUCUGUGUUUAAUUUUUGUAAGGAUACUCACUAUGACAGUAUGAGUCAUUAUAUUUAAACAUAGCUAGAAUCUUUUUUUUUAAUGCUCUUUAAUUUGGAGGAACUUGUGUCCUAAAUCUUGUUAGUUGGAACUGCUAUGAGGAAAUUGAUGUCUUAUGACAUGAUGUGACUUUUAGGUUUUGUUUCAGUUCCUUCAAAUUUAUUUUUAUUUAAAACAAGUUUUAGGAAAUAAUUUUCUAAGUCCAUCAAUGUUAUGGAUAAUGUGUAAAUAAUACAUAUUUAAUCCCUUUCAAGUAAAAGGUUAUGCUGUUACAAGUAUAGUUCGUGUGUAUAUUAAUACUUCUAAAUUAAGUUAUUUAGUAUUUGACUACCGUAACUGUGAAAAAUAAAAAAAGGUGUUGCAUUUGCCUGUGAACCCUUGAAAGGUUUUCUCUACUAGGUAUUGGGGGCGGCGCGAGGUUUAACACUAACAGGUAAACUUUCUUUCCUAGUAAAUUGUUUAUUUCAUCAAUUUUGGUAAACUUUAUAAUUCCAUAGCAUAUUACUGAACACAAUUGAGAAAUUAAACUAUUGCUUAGCUCUAAUUGUAAUGAUUAUAAUUAUAGUGCUUGUGUUUUUUUUAAUAAAGAAAUAUUUUGGGGCUGGAGUGAUAGCACAGUGGUAGGGCGUUUUUGCCUUGGAUGUGACUGACCUGAGUUUCUGGCAUCCCAUAUGGUCCCCUGAACCUGCGAAGAGUAAUUUCUGAGUGCAGAGCCAGGCAUGACCCAAAAGAAACCCCAAUAAAAUAAAAUGUUUUUCUUAGGUUUUUAA